Phaethon lepturus (White-tailed tropicbird) is the source of this 323-nucleotide messenger RNA. RefSeq names its product reactive oxygen species modulator 1 (gene ROMO1). NCBI's taxonomy places the organism in Eukaryota, Metazoa, Chordata, Aves, Phaethontiformes, Phaethontidae. Bases 5 to 244 code for a protein of 79 amino acids. The transcript has 2 exons. Gene Ontology annotation, biological process: protein import into mitochondrial matrix; protein insertion into mitochondrial inner membrane. The record is from RefSeq and is a predicted model, not a curated record. Gene Ontology annotation, cellular component: TIM23 mitochondrial import inner membrane translocase complex.
CUAGAUGCCUGUGACCGUCGGCCCAUACGGGCAAUCACAGCCUAGCUGCUUUGACAGAGUAAAGAUGGGCUUCAUGAUGGGCUUUGCAGUGGGCAUGGCAGCAGGAGCGCUGUUUGGCACAUUUUCCUGUCUCAGGAUUGGCAUGAGAGGACGAGAGCUGAUGGGUGGAGUUGGCAAAACAAUGAUGCAAAGUGGUGGGACGUUUGGGACAUUCAUGGCUAUUGGUAUGGGAAUCCGCUGCUAACCUGGAGCUUGGGUUUUAUCCAGGGGUGCCCCCCUCCGUUUCUUCUCUGUACCAUAAUAAAAUCUUUAGAUACCUGGAA